CAGGGGACAGUAGCUGCUGUUCUGGGAGAGAGACCUUCCAGCAGCCACCCAAGCAGAGACCAAACUGAAGGUCAGAAGCCCAGCAAAAGAAGCAGUAAGGAACCUUCUGGACAUCAUUGGAGGCACUUUGUACAGAUGGGAAGUGUUGAUAACUUCAAGGAUUUUGUGAGUGUUGGCCCCAUCGAGUCUGUCACCCGUAGCAAAGAUGCACCAGCAGCAACCUGCUUGGCCUACCGAACCACUGGGGAUGAAGGAGGGACCACGGGCACGUUCCUGCGUUCAGUGCCAACCAGAGCAUCUCUCCGGACCCCUCGGGGGUCAGUUGUGAGUUUCCACAGCAUCCAGUAUUCCAUCAAGCAGUCUCAUGGGCUCCUGUGCAAGCGGACAGUGGUGGAGAAGAAAAUCCUUCAGAAUGUGUAUGGAAUUAUGAAGCCAGGCAUGAAUGCUAUUCUGGGUCCAACUGGCAGUGGCAAAUCAUCUCUCCUCGAUGUUCUGGCUGCUCGAAAGGAUCCUGCUGGCUUGUCUGGGGAUGUUCUUAUAGAUGGUGCCCUGCAACCCCCCAAUUUCAAGUGCAUCUCAGGAUAUGUCGUGCAGGAUGACGUUGUCAUGGGCACAAUGACUGUGCGGGAGAAUUUACUCUUCUCUGCGGCCCUGCGGCUCCCAAGCUCAAUCAGCUUCCAAGAGAAAGAAGAGCGAGUGACCCAGAUCAUCCAUGAGUUGGGGCUGAGCAAAGUGGCGGAUGCUAAGGUAGGAACAGAACUGAUCCGAGGGGUAUCUGGGGGAGAGCGGAAGAGGACCAACAUUGGGAUGGAGCUGAUCACAGAGCCCCCAGUCCUGUUCCUGGAUGAGCCCACCACCGGUCUUGACUCCAGCACGGCCCAUGCGGUGCUCCUCCUACUGAAGAGGCUUUCUGGAAGAGGCAGGACCAUCAUCUUCUCAAUUCACCAGCCUCGUUAUUCCAUAUUCAAGCUUUUUGAUAGCCUGACUUUGCUGGCUUUGGGGAAGGUUCUCUACCACGGCCCAGCCAAGAAUGCGCUGCAGUACUUUCGUUCAGUGGGGUAUGAGUGUGAACCUUUCAACAACCCAGCUGACUUUUUUCUUGAUGUGAUCAACGGUGACUCUACGGCUGUAGCAGUGGGGAAAGGUGGCCAGAAGUCUAAGGGAUCAGAUGUGAAGAGCCACAGUGAGUCUGAUGGCACGGAUCCUGAGGAGGAGGAGGAGGGCAUGGCAAAGACUGUGGUGGACUCGCUGCAUGAGAAGUACAUAGCUUCCAGCCAAUACCAGGAUUUGAUGAAAGAUCUACAGAGAUUGGAAAGAGCCCAUAGGAUGACUCCAAAGAAGCCAAGGCUUAGGACUCAAGUGACAUAUGCCAAUGGCUUCUUCACCCAGCUCUACUGGGUAUCCCAGCGCUCUCUCAAAAACCUCAUUCGGAAUCCUCAGGCUUCUGUGGCACAGGUUCUGGUGACCUUCAUCCUGGCACUCAUUGUGGGGGCCAUUUUCUUUGGUGCAAAGCUUGAUCAGAGCGGCAUUCAAAAUCGGGUUGGAUCCUUGUUCUUUGUAACCACAAACCAGUGCUUCUCCAGUGUGUCUUCCAUUGAGUUGUUCAUCAGGGACAAGAAAUUGUUUAUCCACCAGUAUACCAGUGGGUAUUAUCGAGUGUCAGCCUAUUUCCUUGCUCUGAUGUUCGGAGACCUGCUCCCAAUGAGGACCAUCCCAGCCGUUGUCUUUUCAUGCAUCAGCUACUGGAUGAUUGGCUACCAAGCGGAGGCUGGGCGGUUCUUCUUCUUCAUGCUGACGCUGGUGCUCUUGUCUUACACGGCCACCUCCAUGGCCCUGGCUGUCUCUGCUGGGAUGAACGUGGUAGCGAUCGCUAACCUCCUCAUCACCAUUUGCUUCGUCUUCAUGCUGAUCUUUUCGGGCUUGCUGGUGAAUCUUCCCUCCGUGAUGGGCUGGCUCAACUGGCUGAAGUACUUCAGCAUUCCAAGAUACGGCCUGACAGCCCUUGAAGUGAACGAGUUCAGGGGGCUGAAAUUCUGCAGCGAUAAGCAGCUGAAUGACAGUGAAUCCACGCUGCUAAGCAGUUGUCCCCAGAAUACCUCCCAGCCUCAGCAAAUUUGCUUUGGUGAGCAAUACCUCUGCGGCCAGGGCGUGGAGCCAAAUGACUGGGCCAUGUGGGAGAACAUAGUGGCACUCCUCUGGAUGACUGCAAUCUUCCUCACGAUAGCCUACAUCAAACUCCGGUUCAUGAGGAAGUUCACCUGACUCUCCUCCUUCAGCUGGCGUUCAAUAAGUCAUCCCUUCGCAGAUCCAACUGACCCACUGUUUUCUCAGCCCCGCUGGCAGCCACUCGGACAUUUAAACUCCCUUUUGAGGGUUGGUUUGUUUUUGGUAAAAGAAUGAUUUGACUAACAAGCCCUUGAACAUGAAGCCCCACACUUUGUGUGUGCUUUCAGGAUAGGCCCAAUUUUUGUUAGGGAUCUUGUUUGGAUCUGUGGUUGUCAGGGCCCCUAGACUAUUCAGGGAAAGCACUUCUGUUUUGGCAAAAGUCUUUAUUCAGAAACAGUGGUUCAGAUAAAAAACUGAAGGUAAACUGAAGGUAAAAAACCAGACGGUUAGUUUUCAUAGACAGCGAGUCUGAAAAUGGAGACAGUCAAGAUGGGGGCCAGUACUUCUGUUCCAAUGCCUCUAGGCAGCUAUUAGUGUUGCUACUUGCUAUAUAACUAGUUUGCAAGAUUUGGGUCCAGUAGCAGCUUAGAGACCAGCAAGAAUUUUUGAGUAUUGCCAUGUACCAAGGCCUUCCCAAUAAACAGACUCAGAAUCAAUAUAUUGCUUGGAGUUCAGACAAGAUACACUUCAAGGAUUUUUGCCAAAACUAAAAUCUUUCUCACACAGCCUUCCCAUGAAUCCCACCUUGCAGCCCCUUCCUUUGCGCUGUUGCUAAGCAACCCCCUCCUCUCAUCGUCCCAUUGCCAGUUCCCAAGCCUGCAACUCUCCAAGGCCAUGAUCAGAGAUAAGGACUCAGGGCACCUCUCCCUUGGUCAGCUGUUGCAGUUAGUCUGCACAUUCCUGCAUAGCAGCAGCCAGGAUGCCACUAUCUCCCGCCCUCCCCUGGAGACAUGGCAAGACCAAGAUAUUGACAGAUAUAAGCUUCUGAGAGUCAAAGCUCCCUUUACCAGAUAUGAAAUCUUUGACUCUCCAAAACUCAUACCCAAAAAGUCUUGUUGAUCCGUAAGCUGCUACUGGACUCACAUCCAAAUGUUCUACUGCAGACCAACACAACCCUCUGAAGCUGGAGGAGGGGACAGCUGUCAAGUAGCUGACCCUUUCAUCAAGUGAAAAAAGGGGUGUUCCUGAUUUGGAACCACCUUCCAUCAGAUUCUAUGAAUCACUAGCUUUCAAUAAAUGCUUUCUGCACAGAAUUUCACCUUUUAAUUUAAUUGGCACGUAGGACAAGAAUUCACCAGUAGGAAUUAAAUCAAGAGAUCUGAACUUUAUCUCAGUUUUAACAGUCAUGGCAACAAACAUUGCCUAUAGCAAUGUUACAUGUUUAUUUCUAUCCGCAAGUAAUAUUCACAUUUGAUCAUAGUAAGAUAUUUCCCAAUCAUCUGUAAACCUCAGGUAUUGGGAAUGUUUAUUUUUAUCAUGGUUAUUUUAUUAGAAACUUAUGUAUGUGAUUUUUUUUACAGCUAUGAAAACACAACCAUAAGGAAAUCUCCUGUCCUAGAAUUUGUCAUUCCAAAGUGUGAUAAAGAUUGUUUUCUAUA
This is a messenger RNA of Sphaerodactylus townsendi, 3764 nucleotides long. Its product is annotated as broad substrate specificity ATP-binding cassette transporter ABCG2-like. The transcript is spliced from 17 exons. The record is from RefSeq and is a predicted model, not a curated record. Gene Ontology annotation, cellular component: plasma membrane. Gene Ontology annotation, molecular function: ATP binding; ABC-type transporter activity; ATP hydrolysis activity. The coding region runs from base 136 to 2262 and encodes 708 amino acids. NCBI's taxonomy places the organism in Eukaryota, Metazoa, Chordata, Lepidosauria, Squamata, Sphaerodactylidae.